Messenger RNA from Salmo salar (Atlantic salmon), 1410 nucleotides. Its product is annotated as CD63 antigen. Gene Ontology annotation, biological process: regulation of vascular endothelial growth factor signaling pathway. NCBI's taxonomy places the organism in Eukaryota, Metazoa, Chordata, Actinopteri, Salmoniformes, Salmonidae. Gene Ontology annotation, cellular component: plasma membrane. The record is from RefSeq and is a predicted model, not a curated record.
AAAUGAAUAGUGCUUCACCUUGAAAUAUUACAGGCUCAACUGAUAGGCCGAAUAACGGCUGUGCAAAUGGAACUGCUACUGUGUGUACUGUGGAUGAUAGUGAAACUUGUUGACGGUCAUUUUCCAUGAACACUUUCUGGAACAAGAUUUGCUCAUGGAGGGCAACGUAGAGAGGGAGGGGCUUAUAAAACGGAGAAUUGCUUCGUCAACUUCCCCAAGAACUUGUUUCCAAAUUUCAAACAACGCCUUACAUCGCUUCGCCGCCUCUACUUUUCCAACUUGAAAACAAAGGGUCUUGAUCCGGACUCACCAUGGGUGUCGAGGGAAGAAUGAAAUGUGUGAAGUACCUACUCUUCUUUUUCAACUUCAUCUUCUGGCUGUGUGGUCUGGCUCUGAUAGUGCUGGGAAUUUUGGUUCAGGUGGCUCUCCACAGCACCGUAGUGAUCAAUAAUGUCUCAGCCUCAUCAGCCCCCUUGGUCCUCAUCGUGGUGGGGGUCAUCGUCUUCUUCAUCGCCUUCUUUGGCUGCUGUGGAGCCUGGAAGGAGAGCUACUGCAUGGUCACCAUGUUUUCUAUCCUUCUGGGUCUGAUCAUUAUCACUGAGAUUGGUGCUGCCAUCGCUGGAUAUGUCUUCAGAGGCAAACUGACAGUCAUUGUCCAUGAUGGUCUCAAUGACAUGGUCACCAAGUACAGCAAUGGCACCGCUGAAUUCAAGAAGGCCCUGGACAACCUGCAAGUUGACCUGAAAUGUUGUGGCGUGACCAACGCCACUGACUGGAAAGGCAAGUUCGGGUCUGUGAAAGACUCUGUUCCAGACUCCUGUUGCAUCAAUGUCACCGCUGGCUGUGGUCAGGGGGCCAUGGGGGAUGCACUCAAGAUACACCAGACGGGGUGUGAAACUGUUGUAGAGAAGCUGUUGAAGAAAAACAUCAUGUGGGUCAUUAUAGCAGCACUGGUGAUCGCUUUCCUGCAGAUCAUGGGCAUCAUAUUCGCCUGCAUGUUGAUGGGGGGCAUUCGCAGUGGCUACGAAGUCAUGUGAUCAGUUGGCCAAUAGCAGAGGGGAGUGGCUGACAGUCAGUUGCACUGUCAAGUUAUGUUCAAACAUUUAAUUGACUUCAAUAACUUUUUUUUUUAAUUUACUUAUUCAAGAUGUUAACACGUGCCUUUGCACUGAUGCCGAAUGACUCCUGCCAAGAAUAUCAAUGUUUAGUUAUUUUUUUAGAAAAUUAUAUUUUUAUUUAAAUAGGGCAGCAUUUGCAAAUUGCCAUUUGCACUUGUUUUUGAAAGUGAAAUGUUCUUAACUUUUGAGCAUAUUCUACUCUAGAAUGUAUUUUUCAUAAAAGCUAUUUCAUCUGUAAUGUCGUUCUUCGUGGUUCCCCAAUUUAAGGAUUUUUAUUAAAGAUUUCAGUCAA